Molecule: messenger RNA, 2347 nt
Organism: Mesitornis unicolor (brown roatelo)
Lineage: Eukaryota; Metazoa; Chordata; Aves; Mesitornithiformes; Mesitornithidae
Gene: THSD7A
Product: thrombospondin, type I, domain containing 7A
Exons: 15
Biological process (GO): actin cytoskeleton organization
Cellular component (GO): plasma membrane
Source: RefSeq, a predicted model, not a curated record
GUUAUAUUGAGGAAGCCUGUAUUAUUCCAUGUCCCUCAGACUGCAAGCUCAGUGAGUGGUCCAACUGGUCUCGCUGUAGUAAAUCCUGUGGGAGUGGGGUAAAGGUUCGGUCUAAAUGGCUCCGUGAAAAACCUUAUAAUGGUGGAAGACCCUGUCCAAAGCUAGAUCACGUCAAUCAGGCUCAGGUCUAUGAGGUAGUUCCCUGCCACAGUGACUGCAGUCAGUACGUAUGGGUUACCGAGCCCUGGAGCGUCUGCAAGGUGACCAAUGUUGACUUAAAAGAGAACUGUGGAGAAGGUGUUCAAACGAGGAAAGUCAGGUGCAUGCUUAACACUGUGGAUGGUCCUUCUGACACUGUAGAGGACUAUAUGUGUGAUCCUGAAGAGAUGCCACUUGGUGCUAGAAAAUGCACGUUACCAUGUCCUGAGGACUGUGUUAUGUCUGAAUGGGGAUCAUGGUCACGAUGUUCUUUGCCGUGCAAUGGAACUAGUGUCCGUGAAAGGUCAGCCGAAUCCCUGAGACAACCAGAUGAUGGAAAGUCUUGCCCUGCUGCGACCGAGACAGAAGCCUGCACUUUGAACAAGAACUGCUACCACUAUGACUACAACGUGACAGACUGGAGCACAUGUCAGCUCAGUGAGAAGGCUGUCUGCGGUAAUGGUAUCAAAACACGGAUGCUUGAUUGUGUUCGCAGUGACGGCAAAUCGGUUGACCUGAAGUACUGUGAAGAGCUUGGUUUGGAGAAGACAUGGCAAAUGAAUACGUCCUGUGUUGUGGAAUGUCCUGUGAACUGUCAGCUCUCUGACUGGUCUCCUUGGUCUGAGUGCUCUCAAACAUGUGGCCUUACAGGAAAAAUGAUCAGAAGAAGGAGCAUAAAUCAGCCGUUUCAGGGUGACGGGAGGCCUUGUCCUUCACAGAUGGAGCAAUUCAAACCCUGUCCAGUAAAACCUUGUUAUCGAUGGCAAUACGGUCGAUGGUCUGCAUGUAAAGUAGAGGAUGCUCAAUGUGGAGAGGGAACACGAGUGAGGAACAUUUCCUGUGUGGUUUUUGAUGGAUCCACUGAAGAUGUUGGCAAAGUAGUAGAUGAGGAAUUCUGUGGAGAAAUAGAGCCUAUUAUAGAUGGUAAUAAGAAGAUGAUACUUGAGGAAACCUGUACUGUCCCUUGUCCAGGGGACUGCUAUUUGAGAGAGUGGUCAGAAUGGAGCCUUUGUCAGCUAACCUGUGUUAAUGGUGAGGAUCUUGGGUUUGGAGGGAUACAAGUCCGAUCUCGGGCAGUGAUCGUUCAGGAAUUAGAGAAUCAACAUCUCUGUCCAGAACAGGCCUUGGAGACAAGACCAUGCAGCGAUGGCCAGUGCUAUGAAUACAAGUGGAUGGCGAGCCCAUGGAAGGGAUCUUCUCGAACUGUGUGGUGCCAAAGAUCAGAUGGUUUAAAUGUCACAGGGGGCUGUUUAGUGAUGCGCCAACCAGAUGCUGACAGGUCAUGUAACCCACCGUGCAGUCAACCCCAUGCUUACUGCAGUGAGACUAGAACAUGCAGUUGUGAAGAUGGAUACACUGAAGUUAUGUCCUCUGAUGGCACACUCGAACAGUGCACUCUCAUACCAGUGGUGGUGAUCCCCACCAUGGAGGACAAGAAGGGAGAUGUGAAAACCAGUCGAGCUGUGAACCCUACCCAGCCCUCCAGUAACCAGUCAGGACGAGGAAGGACCUGGUUUCUACAGCCUUUUGGGCCAGAUGGGAGGCUGAAGACCUGGGUUUAUGGUGUAGCUGCUGGUGCAUUUGUUUUACUCAUCUUUAUUGUUUCUAUGAUCUAUCUAGCCUGCAAAAAGCCAAAGAAGCCCCAGAGAAGGCAGAACAACCGACUGAAACCUUUAACCUUGGCUUACGAUGGAGAUGCAGAUAUGUAAAAAAUAACUUCUCGUGGUGACAAAUGGAGUCUAAAUUAAUGGAUUGAAAUAAGAAGGUAUCCAAAGCCACAGGGAUUUUCUAUGGAGUGGAUUAAAUGUUUUGACUUUUUCUUUUUUUUUGUAACUGCGCCAUAGAUAAAGAAGGAUGGAUGUCAAGGUAUUAUUGCUUUACUUUAGACCAUCAGCACUAAGGAAUCUGGCAGACUUACUUUAAUAGACACUGCAGUUGGAGAUUUGUGGUCUUUCCUCAAUCUUACAAACUAUAAACACCACUUCAGUCUCCAGAAUACUGUAGCUGACAUAGCAUUAACAGUUGGAAGCCCCUGCACCAUUAACCAAGUAUAAUCAGUACGCAUGAAGAGUUUGUACCAACCUGUCUAUGACUCUUUAUAUUCAAGCAUAACAUAUAUAUGCAGUUGAACCAUAUGUAUUACUCUAUC